AAUAAGCUUUCUAACCUGUAACGUAGAAAACUGUGCUCAACUGUGCUUGACAGACUGUAAAAGGCAUAUGUUAGGAUUAACAAUAUGGUUCUGUUAGAGAACGACGCGUUUUUAGGUGAGCUAACACGACUUUUCGAGAAAUCUCGUCUUUCUGGUUCAGUAGUGCUCACCAUUAAAAGAUUUAAUGGAUACAACAAACCGGUACCCAGGGAAGGCAGGCCACCGUUACCAACACCAACUGAAUUUCUUUGUUUAGUAAGAGCUACUUUAAGAUCCAGAAAGAUUUCGACUAUUAUUCAUUCCAAGGAUGUAAAUAAAUUUCAACAAGCAUAUUGGAAUCUGUUAAAAUCAAAUAUCAAUGGUCUGAAGAAGUUAAAGAAAGUGAAAUCUGGAAAGCCUAAAAUCUAA
This is a messenger RNA of Dufourea novaeangliae, 408 nucleotides long. RefSeq names its product signal recognition particle 14 kDa protein (gene Srp14). Gene Ontology annotation, biological process: SRP-dependent cotranslational protein targeting to membrane. The record is from RefSeq and is a predicted model, not a curated record. Gene Ontology annotation, molecular function: endoplasmic reticulum signal sequence receptor activity; 7S RNA binding. Lineage: Eukaryota; Metazoa; Arthropoda; Insecta; Hymenoptera; Halictidae. The transcript has 4 exons. The coding region runs from base 85 to 408 and encodes 107 amino acids. Gene Ontology annotation, cellular component: signal recognition particle, endoplasmic reticulum targeting.